Messenger RNA from Megalobrama amblycephala (Wuchang bream), 1110 nucleotides. Its product is annotated as phospholipid scramblase 1-like. Gene Ontology annotation, molecular function: phospholipid scramblase activity. The record is from RefSeq and is a predicted model, not a curated record. Gene Ontology annotation, cellular component: plasma membrane. NCBI's taxonomy places the organism in Eukaryota, Metazoa, Chordata, Actinopteri, Cypriniformes, Xenocyprididae. Bases 241 to 1110 code for a protein of 289 amino acids. The transcript is spliced from 8 exons. Gene Ontology annotation, biological process: plasma membrane phospholipid scrambling.
AUAAACAAUAAAAAGUUAAUAUUUUCAGAUUUACUUUGUCUCUUUAUUGUCUGUUCAUUCAAUGAUCUAGAACACAGAAGCAAAUCAAUACAAACAGUGGCACAAAAAAAGAUCUAUUAUUUUUCUAAACUAGGCUCUCCAGUCCAAAACAAUCUUCCAAAUAUCAUUCCUCAUGUUCCUGCACCAGCAGCUCCUGCAGAGCUCCAGCCAGUGAAUCAACCAGCUCCAGUUCAGCCGGUCAUGAAUCCAUCUGGUCCAAUUAAUCCAACACCUCACCAGGGUCAGCUAUAUGCAGGCUCUCCAGUCCAAAACAAUCUUCCAAAUAUCAUUCCUUAUGUUCCUGCACCGGCGGCUCCUGCAGAGCUCCAGCCAGUGAAUCAACCAGCUCCAGUUCAGCCGGUCAUGAAUCCAUCUGGUCCUGUUAAUCCAACACCUGACCAGGUUCAACCAUACGCAGCACCUGCAGUUCCACCGCUGGUUAUACCUUAUGGAGUACCACCCGGUCUCGAGUACCUCACUCAGAUCGACCAGGUGCUUAUUCACCAAAAAAUAUCAAUAGUAGAGAUGCUCACUGGCUUUGAGACCCACAACCAGUAUGAGAUCAAGAACAGCAUCGGGCAAGAGAUCUACCACGCCAAAGAAAAAAGCGACUGCUUUACACGCAAUAUCUGUGGUUCAGCGCGUGGCUUCCAAAUGCGAAUUACAGACAACAUAGGCCAGGAGGUCAUACGGCUAUAUAGACCAAUGCGCUGCUGCCUGCAAGAGAUUGAGGUACAGUCUCCCCUUGGACUUACCAUAGGCUAUGUGAAACAGGAUUGGUCCUUCUUUUUACCAAGAUUCUCCAUCCUGGGCCCCAACAAUGAGGUACUGCUGAAAAUCCAUGGGCCCUUCCUUCCAUUCAAAUGCUGCGGUGACGUAAACUUUGAGGUAAAAGGCAUGAUUGGUGAGAAGCCAAUUGGUCGAAUCAUAAAACAACGAAGUGGCUUCAUAAAGAAAUGCUUCACUGAUGCUACUAACUUUUGUAUCCAAUUCCCUCUGGACAUGGAUGUUAAAAUGAAGACUGUACUUAUGGGCGCUUGCUUCCUUAUUGUGAGACAUCAUGUUCUUUGA